UCCAUAAGUUUUCCUUCCCGUGUCUCUCCCGCCUCCUUUCGCUGCGGGCCAAUGGCAGCGCGCGAGGCGGAGUGCCCCCGGCAGUGGCGCUGGGCGGCAGUGAUGGACUCCGACGUGCUACGGGCCCUGCUCAAUUAUUACUGCCAAGAAGGCUAUUUCCAGCACGUCCGAGCUGUGGCGGAGGAGGCGCUGGGGCGGCUGGGCAACGAUCCUGUGUUCCUCUUCUACCGAGCCUACGGCACCCUGCGGACAGGUGACAUCCAAGAUGGUAUUCGACAGUUGGAGUCUAUUAAAAACAAACAGGAGGUGUCACUUUGUACCAUGAUGGCUCUGAUUUAUGCCCAUAAAAAGAGCCCUAAUCCAGAUCGAGAUGCUAUUCUAGAGUUGGAUGCAAAAAUGAAAGAACAACGUAAAAUAGCAGGACAGCAGGCUCUGUACUUCGCUGGCUUGUUUUUGUGGCAUCUUGGUCGUGAGGAUAAAGCCCGUGAAUAUGUUGACAGAAUGAUCAAAGUUUCUGGUGGUUGUAAAGAGGGGCUGAUUUUGAAAGCAUGGCUUGAUAUCACCUGCGGGAAAGAAACUCACGUGAAAAAAGCUGUGAAGUAUUUUGAUGAAGCACUGCAGGAAGGCACUGAUGUUUUUGCUCUGUUUGGUAAAGCUCAGUAUUUUGAGGCCCGACAGAAUUAUUCAGGAGCUCUGGAAACUGUCAAUCAGAUAAUUGCAAACUUUCAAAGCUUCAUUCCUGCUUACAUCAAGAAAAUGAAGCUACAACUAGCCUUGCAGGACUGGGAGCAAGCAGUUGAAACAGCACAUAGGCUGUUGCAGAAAGAUGCUCUCAAUUUAGAAGCCAUAAGAAUGGAGGCCUUGCAUUAUCUGUGUAGGGAAGGAAAUGUAUCUGAGGCUUCGGCAAGACUGGGAGACCUAAUUAAAGCCCUGGAUAAGUUAGAACCAUCUAAUUCGCAGCUCUUCUGUAAAAUGGCUUUAGCUUUCAGUAGAACAUGUGGCCGGAACCAACUCAUCCUUCAACAUACACAAACAUUAGUUGAAAGAGCAUUUGAUUUGGCACCUGAUGAUGCAGAAUUUGCUACUGAACUUGGCUACCAAAUGAUCUUACAAGGGAAAGUGAAAGAAGCUUUAAAAUGGUACAACACUGCUAUGACACUUGAUGAAACAAGUGUUUCUGCACUAACUGGAAUUAUCCGUUGUCAGCUAAUACAAGGCCAAUUGGAAGACGCAGAGCAGCAGCUGGAGUUUCUUAAUGAAAUACAACAGUCUAUUGGGAAAACUGGGGAGUUAUCUUUCUUGCAUGCAGUCCUAGCUAUGAGAAAACAUAAGAGACAAGAAGUUAUGGCCUUAUUGAAUGAUGUCCUGGAUACCCACUUUUCAUCUUUACAUUGUUUUCCCCUUGGUGUGGAAUAUUUUGAAAAACUAAACCCUGAUUUCUUGCUAGAAAUCAUUAGGGAAUAUCUUAACUUCUGCCCAGCACAGCCUGUGAGUCGUGGGCAGUCUCCUUCACCACUUCUCAAGCACUGUGCUUCUGUUCUUGAAACUGUGGUAAAAACUGUGCCUGGUCUUCAUCAAGCCAUCUUUUUAAUUGCAAAAGUGAAAUACUUGUCAGGGGAUAUUGAAGCAGCCCAUAGUAGUCUACAUUACUGUCUUGAAAAGAAUCCUUCUUACGCAGAUGCACAUUUACUGAUGGCCCAGGUGUAUUUGGCUCAAAACAAUACUAAACUAUGUUCUCAAUCCUUGGAACUUUGUUUGAGCUACAAUUUUGAGGUGAGGGAGCAUCCUGUUUAUCACUUAAUUAAGGCCCAAACCCAGAAGAAGAUGGGAGAAUUAUCAGAAGCUAUUAAAACCUUACAGAUGGCAAAGAAUUUGCCUGGCAUGAGAAAAACUACAGCUUCUUCAAAAAUGAAAGGAAAAAAGAUUGAAAUUGAUGCAAGUGAUCGUGUGUCUGUAUUCCUAGAGUUAGUAGAAGCUCACCGUUUGAACGGAGAACCGCAUGAAGCUGCUAUAAUACUGCAAGAUGCUCUUAAUGAAUUUUCUGGAACUCCUGAGGAACUAAGAGUCGUGAUUGCAAAUGCAGAUCUGGCAAUUGCUCAAGGGGAUGUUGAACAAGCCUUGACUAUGCUCCGAAAUAUUAUACCUGAACAGCCUUACUUUAUACAAGCUAAAGAAAAAAUGGCAGAUAUUUACCUUCAGUACAGAAAAGAUAAGAAGUUAUAUGCUGCCUGCUACAGAGACCUGGUAGAAAAACUGCCAAGUGCUCAUACUUUUCUUCUUCUUGGUGAUGCAUACAUGAAUAUUCAAGAGCCUGAUGAAGCCAUAGAAGUCUAUGAGCAGGCCUUGAAGAAAAAUCCAAAGGAUCCACUUUUAGCAAGUAAAAUUGGAAAAGCUCUAAUCAAAACACAUAACUAUUCAAAGUCACUGGUAUUGAAACAACAAACAGUAAAUGUGCCUGGGAAACCACGUGAGAGAAAUGGCUCUCUGCUUUGUUUCAGUGGCAUCUCUUCCGCAAUCAGUUACUAUGAGGCUGCAUUGAGAAGUGGUCAACAGAAUUUCCUUUGCUAUGAUUUGGCUGAGCUUUUAAUGAAACUGAAGCAGUAUGAAAGGGCAGAAAAAGUACUUCAGCAGGCUUUAAAUCAUGAUCCAGUUAAUGAACUGACUUCUCUGAUGGAAGAUGGACGUUACCAGGUCCUUCUGGCAAAAAUAUACAGUAAAAUGGAGAAGAUUGAUGAAGCUAUUGUUUCAUUACAACAGGCUCAGGAAUUACAAGCCAGAGUGCUUAAACGGGCUCAGAUGGAACAGCUGGAUGCAGUUCCUGUACAGAAACAGUUAGCAGCUGAAAUUUGUGCUGAGAUUGCAAAACAUUGUACAGCCCAGCGAAACUAUGAAAAAGCAAUUAAAUUUUAUAAGGAAGCUCUUGUUCACUGUGAAACCGAUAAGAAGGCAAUGUUGGAACUUGCACGUCUAUAUCUUGCACAAGAUGAUACUGAUGCCUGUCAAUAUCAGUGUUCCUUACUGCUGAAGAAUGACCAAGAUAAUGAAGCAGCAACGAUGAUGAUGGCUGAUCUCAUGUUCAGGAAGCAAGAUUAUGAACAAGCUGUCUUUCAUUUCCAGCAGCUCCUAGAACGCAAGCCAGAUAACUAUGCAACCCUCUCACAAUUGAUUGAUCUGUUAAGAAGAGCUGGGAAACUAGAAGAAGUCCCAAGAUUUCUAUUAAUGGCUGAAAAACAUUCUUCCAGAACAAAGCUUGAACCAGGAUUCCACUACUGCAAAGGAUUAUAUCUUUGGUAUACAGGUGAACCAAAUGAUGCGCUCCGGCAUUUUAAUAAAGCUCGAAAGGACAAUGACUGGGGACAGAAUGCAGUCUACAACAUGAUUGAAAUUUGUUUGAACCCAGAUAAUGAAACUAUGGGUGGUGAAGUCUUUGAAAAUCUGGAUGCUGACAUAGGUAAUUCAACAGAGAAGCAAGAGUCUGCACGGUUGGCUGUAAGAACAGCAGAAAAUCUUCUAAAGGAGCUCAAGCCUCAGACCAUUCAGGGUCACAUUCAACUGCGAAUCAUGGAAAAUUAUUGUCUCAUGGCAACCAAACAAAAAGCAAGUGUUGAACGAGCGCUGAACACUUUCACUGAAAUAGUAGUGGCUGAGAAAGAUCACAUACCAGCAAUUUUGGGAAUGGCCACAGCCUACAUGAUCUUGAAACAGACUCCACGGGCCAGAAAUCAGUUAAAACGGAUUGCAAAAAUGAGCUGGAAUCCCAUUGAUGCAGAGGAAUUUGAAAAGAGUUGGCUUCUGCUUGCAGAUAUAUAUAUCCAGUCUGCAAAAUAUGAUAUGGCAGGUGAAUUAUUAAAACGAUGCCUUCGUCAUAACAGGUCAUGCUGCAAAGCUUACGAAUACAUGGGAUACAUAAUGGAAAAAGAACAAGCAUAUAAGGAUGCGGCAAUAAAUUAUGAGAUGGCCUGGAAAUAUGGAAACCAAACAAAUCCAACAAUAGGAUACAAGCUGGCUUUCAAUUAUCUGAAAGGAAAGAGAUAUGUUGAUGCAAUUGAUGUUUGUCAUAAGGUCCUUAAAGCACAUCCAAACUAUCCAAAGAUCAGAAAGGAAAUACUUGACAAGGCCCGUACAUCACUAAGAACGUGAAUGCUUCUUUAUACAGUUCAUGGGCUUUUUUGUUUAAUCUGACUUCAGAAACUACGAUAAUGAAAUACUGCAGUGACAGAGACCAUAUCAGCACAAAAGUAUUGCACGUGUUAUUAACUUAAUUAUACUAGAGAUCUGGAUUGUUUUCAAGAAAAAAAUGCAGCCCUGAAAGAAGUUGCAUGUGUUCUCAUUCAGGAGAGAGAGUACUGCUUACAUGUGUGCUAUGUAAAGUGUCAUCCGGCAUCAUAAAAAAGUGUCAUCAGCAUUAUAAAAAUGUUUAUAUAACUCAGUGUUUUAGUUUGUCCAUUUGAAAUAGCACUCAAAACAGCAGCGUGUCCUAUCUACUGCAAGUGCAUUGUUAAGAUCCAGGAUUUCAGUUUGUGUAAACCAUAUAUUCAUAUAUACAAUGUAGUUUUUAUUACUACAAGUGUAUUUCUAAAGGAUGCUUUUUUCAUUUCUACAUAUACUAUAAGAACACUUUUGGUUUUGAAGAUUAAAAAAAUACUAUAUGUAGCAUUCUCAAUGAAAUGUGCAUUUGUAAUGAAGAUCUGUUAUUAAAAAUUUAAAUCUUGUGUAAAUAUUUAGUAAAGGGUUUCAUAGGUGAUACAAGUCCUACACAGAAUUCAUUUUCUACUCAUGCUAUUAUCCACCUAUCAGAUUUCCAUUAAGAGUAAUAUUCAACGUUUUUAAUUUAGAAUGCUUACUUCUUCAACAUUUUAUGUGUACCUAGUACAGUCAUAUGUGCAGAACUUAGCACUGAUUUUGUUUAAUCCGUGUAAAACACCUUUCUGGAUAAAUUGUUUUGUUUACAGAGGAUUAUGAUCUUGUCUCACAUACAGAACAAACCUGUGGACCUUUAAGGAAGCAAUUAAAUGUCAUGAAUGAAUGAGUGGAAGAAGGAGGAUCAGGGGUUUUGUCAGUGAUGCAGAAUUUUUUAAAAAACAGAUGCCUAACAUUCAUUUGAUUUUGGGGUUUCUUUUUUACAACAGCUGAAUGCUAAGGCUACAAAGGGGAGCCUGUUUGCAGUCGUAUCUAAUCUUGCUUAUAGAAUCAUAGACUCAUAGUAUCACUAGGUUCGAAGGGACCCACUGGAUCAUUGAGUCCAAUCAUUCCUAACACUCCCUAAACCAUGCCCCUCAGCAGCUCAUCCACCCACCCCUUAAACACCUCCAGGGA
This is a messenger RNA of Cuculus canorus (common cuckoo), 5316 nucleotides long. RefSeq names its product tetratricopeptide repeat domain 21B (gene TTC21B). The record is from RefSeq and is a predicted model, not a curated record. The transcript has 30 exons. Gene Ontology annotation, cellular component: intraciliary transport particle A. Gene Ontology annotation, molecular function: protein binding. Bases 52 to 4140 code for a protein of 1362 amino acids. Gene Ontology annotation, biological process: protein localization to cilium; intraciliary retrograde transport. Lineage: Eukaryota; Metazoa; Chordata; Aves; Cuculiformes; Cuculidae.